Thelazia callipaeda (thelaziosis nematode) is the source of this 2520-nucleotide messenger RNA. NCBI's taxonomy places the organism in Eukaryota, Metazoa, Nematoda, Chromadorea, Rhabditida, Thelaziidae. The record is from the annotation of a GenBank genome assembly.
AUGCCGUCAUCAUCAAUCCGAAAAAAAGUUUGCGGUUUAAUACGUACUACGUUUUCAUCGAUAAGUGUUGCUGAUGACGAUAACGGUGGUGUUGAAAAUAGUAAAGAUGAUGACUAUGUAAAUAAUGACAAAAAUGUUAGAUGUAUUAGAAAUAAUGAUACUGUGAAAACUGCUGCAUCAAAUGCAUUAUUACGUAAUGGCUGCAGGGAUAAUAAUGGUUGCUCACCUCUGACCCCUACAUGCAGCAAUUCUUUUAUCACUCAGUGCAUCUUUAAUAGGAAAAAUUGUAUGAAAUAUGAGAUGGAAAUUUAUUCGGGCAAAACAGGGCUUGAUUUGCCAGUUCUGAUGUUGGAACCUCUUUCCAAAAAUGUGUGCGCUUCAUAUACUGGUCCAGAAGGUGGACUGACCGAGGUUGGUAGUAUGCGCCGACAGCCAAUUGUGCGAAUGGCUAAUUUGGAUGAUGAACUCUGUCUAAGUUUUGAUGGUGACUUAUCUGUGGAUAUCGGUGAUUCAGUAGAUAAUGAAUAUGAAACUCAGCUGCACAGUCAUCUCCGGCAGUCGUCGUCCGGUUUGAUUGGUUCAUGUAUUUCAUUGGUUGACUCACUUACUGCAGAAAGCGCGACACCGUUAUCAGAUACCAAUAAUUAUAACUGGGAAUGUUUCGAUGAAGAGCGUUGUUUUGGUAUUUCAACAUCGUUGUAUGAACGGAAUCCCUUAACAGGUGUUAAUGCUGGCAGUCCAAUAGCAGAUGCUUUUGGUAUUAUAGCCCGGGAUAACAAUGUGGUUAUGGCAUUGGCUGAUGGUGUAAAUUGGGGUGAAGGAGCUCGUCUAGCUGCACGAUGUGCUAUUCGAGGAGCUAUUGAUCAUCUCAACUGUCAUCUUUUUGCAGAAGAAUGCAGAACAACCACUGAGGUAUUUCAUAGCUUACUUGGAGCAUUUCAUUCAGCACAUGCUUUGAUUUUACAAGAAGGUGGAUUAUUGACAACUCUCUGUGUUGCUGUUGCAGUACAGUUAAAACAAAUAGAAACAUGGGUGCUUUGCGUUUGCAAUGUAGGAGAUUCUCUCUGUUUUGUUUAUAAUCCACAGACCGGUGUUCGAGAGGUGACAGUUGCUUCUCACGAUAUCUGCAGCAUGCGAGAUAUGCGUGAUGCAGGUGGUGCAUUAGGACCGGUUGAUGGUACCAAUCCUCAAUUGCAGAAUCUGACAUGUUCUAUGACAUUUGUCGAGCCAGGCAAGCACACUUCCUUAGGAUUUCAACAAACAAAUUUUUAUGAUGUUAUAUUUAUCACAUCGGAUGGUGUUUCUGAUAAUUUUGAUCCGGUGGUUGGAAAAUUUUGUGUUAUCAAGAAAUCGUCAGGGCCAGACAAUAUUAUAGAGGAUUGCAAAACAGUCGCAAUAUCAGUUGGUGGAGACGAAAAAAAUCGAGAUGCUGAAUUUGCACGUAUACGCACCUGCAAUGCCUCUCUUCCAUGUGUUGAUGCUGAACAGCGGCAUGAAUUAAUGUUGCUUAGGAUGAGUGAUAUCAUCUCGAAUGGUAUCCUCCCACCCAGUACGAGUUUUAGGCCCUUCCCAUUAUCCGAUUCAUUGGAGAGUACUCGUGUUGUUGUUAGUGCGAGCAAACUAUGUCAUAACCUCAUUCAGUUUGCCCAACAGUUGUCCAUGGCAAAACGUCGAACUCUGGAGGAUCCUGAGCUUUACCAAAUAGAAAAAUAUCUCACGAGAAACGAGCAACGUAAUCAUCGUAAAAUGGUACGAUGUAGACUGAGUGAAAUGCCGGGAAAGUUGGAUCAUGCAACGGUUGUGGCUUUUAAAGUGGGAAUUUGGCCAAUUGAUGAUGACUCCAUCUGUGAAGUUUCCUUGUCGGCUGAUGAUAAUUCUGAUGGUUCACUUACUACAUUACACUGCAAUAACGAUGAAAGUGAAGAUGGAGUGACUAUAAGCAAGUUACCCAUGGUUGGAAAUGUAUAUGAAGAAGUGACAUUGAAUUUGAAUUUUGUUGUAAGGAAUGAUUUUAAUGCAUAUGCAGAAAGUUUCAUCGUAUGCAAUAAUAAUCUAGAAACAUCAGUUGUCAAUUUGAAUAUGGAUGUCAACUCUGUAUCGUCUGAAUUAAUGGAAGUCAACAAAGGAAGAGUAAAUAUAAGUCGUCCAUGCGAAGGAAUGCCGGCUUCAAUGAAAUCAGAUGAUAAGGUCCGCAGACAACAUCCUCGUGGAUCUGUUGGUCGUCACACGCUUUCAGUAGAUGUAGCGUGGUUAAAAAAAUUCGUCGCACUUAAAAACUCCACGAACGCAACUGUGAACGAAGAAGAAAAUAAAACUAAGAUUCCUUAUCCCGUAGAAACUGAUAGACCACAGUCUCUGUCAUUGGGUCAACGUUUACGUAGUUUGAUGGGUUCAGCGCGAAGCGUUAUUCAAACAAGUGUCAGCGCAACACCAAAUAAUGAAUUACCUCCACGAAGCCGAUUCACUAAGAAAAUAUCAUCUGCCAAUUCCUCACCAAGAAAAAAAUCACAAGCUUAUUGA